Messenger RNA from Zootermopsis nevadensis, 2019 nucleotides. It is a transcript of the gene bisc, whose product is annotated as TM2 domain-containing protein 1 biscotti. The record is from RefSeq and is a predicted model, not a curated record. Lineage: Eukaryota; Metazoa; Arthropoda; Insecta; Blattodea; Termopsidae.
GUGUAUCCUUCUGCUUUCCGGUAAGAGGCGCAUUAUGUUGCUGACAAUGUAAAUCACCUUGUCAGCUGAUUGCGUUGCAUGGAUGUUUUAAGCAAUGAACAGUUUGUGGUAUGGCAUAGUAAUUCUAACAGUUUCAAUAUCUUCUAGUCACAUUAAUGCCGACUACCAUGUGGAGUGCAGCACACUAAGAAUGGGCCAGUAUAUUUGCCCAGAUCCUGACCCAUCCUAUGAGUAUAUUGAUCCCAAAACCCAACAACCUUACGGUUGUACAAAGGAAAAUAAAGCGAAAGUGCAAUGCAGAGCGGCUGACGGGAUAAACUGCACAGAGACAAAAAAUUCCACAUUCAAACGGGAAAUUUCUUGUAAAUGGACAAAUGGUUAUUCGUUUGAGACAGCCAUGCUGCUCUCCAUCUUCUUCGGUAUGUUCGGAGCAGACCGCUUCUACCUUGGUUACCCUGCAAUUGGUUUGCUCAAGUUCUGUACACUGGGCUUUAUGUUCUUGGGGCAGUUGGUGGACAUCAUUCUGAUCGCGACACAGGUUGUGGGACCAGCUGAUGGAUCACACUAUGUUAUCCCGUAUUAUGGUGCAGGCAUAGAGGUGAUCAGAAGCAACAACUGGACAUACAGACUCCCGCAGCAUGAUUGGUAGCAGCACAUUGUGAUAAUCGUCUAGAAAUGAGGAGUAGCAGAUCAACUAUAAAGCAUAUCUUACAGUUCUCCUCAUCUUUUGUGACAACUGUUUAUAUUAGUACCAUGCUUUUAGGGCAUGUGUGAAACUGUCAGUGUCCUUGUGAGUAUACACUCUGUUAGCUUUGCCCUGUCUUUCUGGCCAUACACAAGUAAUAGGGCCAUUGCAGAUGGAUGAAUUUUCUUGAAAUGUGAUACUGCAAUUUAUUUACAAAUUAGAGAACAUGUAAAGAUAUUUUACAUGAGGGCCUAAGUACUUAUUUAGGCAGACUUCAAUGUCCAGUGAAGGGAUGUAAUGAGAUGCACAAAAACUAUAGCUUUUAAUAAGAUGUACAUUUCACAUUGUACACAUUUUCUUACAUGACAAGCUGUUUUCACAGUAGUAAUCAUCAUCAGGUACUGGGUUUAUAUCCUGUUUGUUUUAUUCGUCUUUUUGUAGGUCUUCCUGUUGGCAUUCUUCCUUUAGGCUUAUACUGUAAUAUCUUUGGCAUUCUAUCUUUAUUCUUAGUACAUGUUUAUACCUGUUUUUCCCCAUCUGUGUGUGUCAUUAAUAUUGUGUGUGUGUGUGUGUGUGUAUAAAAUUCAUUUCAAAUAUUCUCAUUUCAUUUUUCAUCUAACAUUCCUGUAAUUGAUCUUAAAAAUCUCAUUUCAUCUGCUUGUAAUCUUUGUUUGUUGCUUUUCAUCAUCAUCCAUGUCCAUUGCCAUACAGGCAUGCUAAGACAGAACUUUAUAGAAUUUAGACAUUUAUUCUUGUUGUCCUUUACUUUUUAAUGUUGAUGUUGGUCAUCUGGGCAGUAAAUGCUAUGUGGACUUGUAGAUCAGCACUGACAUCUUCACCACUGUGAGAACCUCAAGUCACAUAUUGGUGAUCUUUAUUUAAUUACAAAAGUCAUGUCUGUCACAAGGGAAAAGGGGAACAUUAUAAACUGUUACUAGUCUUUGGACAAUACUUUGAAAGUGCUUUACAGUGUUUCUAAGACUAACCUGCAUGCUUGAGGCAAACUGUAUGUUUCUGUAUACAUGUAGAAGUCAAUCUGUUCUGCAUUUGUAUUGUAAUGGCAAACAACUUGGCAUUUGGGUGACAACACUGUUCUAGGAAACUGAUAGCAGUUCUACUAAUAAUUGACUAUGGACUCUACUGUAUGACUUUGGAAGUGCUAUCCAGAACUGAAACCUGAGCAGAUUUUUGCAGCAUGGCAUGACCAAGACUUCACCAAAACUGUACAACCUGCCCAUAACAUCUGCUCAUGCAUCAAGUAGUUUGCCCAGGGUCAUAUCUUACUAGUAUUUUUGUGAAUAUUUAUAAUAAAACUUUCCUAUAUUUGGAGUAGA